This is a messenger RNA of Microdochium trichocladiopsis, 1045 nucleotides long. Its product is annotated as V-type ATPase. Bases 267 to 614 code for a protein of 115 amino acids. The transcript has 5 exons. Gene Ontology annotation, cellular component: vacuolar proton-transporting V-type ATPase complex. Gene Ontology annotation, molecular function: proton-transporting ATPase activity, rotational mechanism. Lineage: Eukaryota; Fungi; Ascomycota; Sordariomycetes; Xylariales; Microdochiaceae. The record is from RefSeq and is a predicted model, not a curated record. Gene Ontology annotation, biological process: proton transmembrane transport.
CUAGACAUGCAUAAGAGCUCCCCGAGGGUCUGAUUGAGAGCUCUCCGCUCCUCUGGACCUGCCUACCUAAGCCUCACGCAGCGACUGACCUCAUCCACUUGCGCCUUAGACACCUCCCUCAUCGACCUCGCACAUUUGUUCAGUCAGCCUCGAAAGCGGCCCUUUCUUUGUCGCAUCGUCGCCUUUCGCUUCCAAACAGCUGUGCACUACUUCUGGACCAGAGCGGCCAUCUGCCACAAUCAGUCACAACCCGACCUCGACCCAAGAUGGCAGCACAAAACUCCGCGGGCAUACAGACCCUGCUCGAUGCUGAGCGGGAAGCCUCCAAGAUUGUCCAGUCAGCUCGCGAGUACCGGACAAAGCGGGUACGAGAGGCUCGCGACGAGGCCAAGAAGGAGAUUGAUGCCUACCGACAGGCCAAAGAGGACGAGUUCAAGAAGUUCGAAUCAGAGCAUACUGCAGGGAACAAGCAAGCCGAGGACGAGGCCAACAAGGAGGCAGAUGGGAAGAUCAAGGAGAUAAAGGCAGCUGGCCAGAAGAACCAGGCACAGGUCGUAGCAGCCCUCCUCAAGGCUGUCGCCGAGCCGAAGCCUGUGGCGCCGAGCAAGGCGUAGUCUUUCACUGGUAUAUCAACCUCCUCAGCAAAAUCGCGGGGGGUUGGUCGAUGUCGCAUUCGCGAAGGCGAUUGAUAGAGUAAGGCAGAAGAAGAUCGCACAACACAACUUUCACUUAUGAGGCGAAUGAAGGAAAGUCGACUGCCCGGCGGACGUGUUGCCCUGUGCCAUCAUUAGCAAGCAGUCAAAAUCGUCAUCCAGAACUCUAGAUCUCAUUGGGCCAUGCCUUAGACUCGUUGCAAUCAUCUCUUAUCGCCGCCAUCAUUGACCACCAUACCAUGUAUGGUCUGUCCUGAGACAAUGCUCUUGGUAUGAUGUGCGGUCGCUGCCCGAGAGUUCAGGAAAGUGGCACCAUGUUGACCUCCACACAAUGAUAUAUUUCAACAUGCGAUCAAGACUGCAGGAAAUAAACUAGAACUUUGCAACAUGGA